AUGAAGGCUGAAUCCUCAAUGCUCGACCAACCGGCGACAGGGCUGUCGGAACCGACGCAGGCCUAUUGCGUUGCGCUCCUUAGUCAAGAGAAGAGCCUCGGCGAGCUGCAGCGACACCUUCACAAAACAGAGGCGCUCUUCCGCGAGUCGGUCCAACGCAAGAACCAGCAGCUGGACCUGCUGCUCGCCGAGGUGCGCCGCCUGUCGGCCAACGCGGCGGGCCGGGAGGCCAAGGCAUCCGAGCACUUCGAGUCCUCCCUUGACGCCCAGCGGAUCGAGCUGGGCCGGCUGCGGCAACAGCUCGCGACGCGGGAGACAGAGGUGGAUGCCCUCGCAGCGCAGGUCCAGCAGCUCAGAGCGGACUUGGCGGAGGAGCGGACGUGGCGCGAGGCGGCAGUGGAGCGGCUUGAGAGCACCGCCGCCGACAGGGCGACGCUAGACGCGCAGCGGUCUGAGCUCUCGGCCCGGCUGAGCUCGAGCGACUGCGGGCGAGCGAGCACGAUCGAGCGCUGCACGAGACAACGCAGGCAGAGCCUCCGCGCUGCGUUUGGCGUCGCGUAUGCCAGCAUAUUCAAGCACCGUAUGGGACAGGCGGAAAUCGAGGAGUUGAGGGCACGCCUUGACGGCAGCGAGGCUGCACGAGCGACUGAGCGCGACAGCAUCCAUGCGCGGCUGAGCGACGCGCGCACGGAGCUCGAGGCGGAGGCGGAGUCGAUGCGUGCCGAAAGCGCGGCAGCAAAGGCUCGUGCAAGUGAGGCCGAGGCGGACGCCGAGGCGGAGGCCCGUGAGAGGGCGCGGCUCGAGGCGGACAUGGGCGAGGCAGCGAACAUGGUGGUUGCGCUUCAGGCGCAGGUCAAGGCGCAUGCGCAGGCCAGGGAGUCUCUCGCAGCUUCCGCUGACAGCGCUGCGGCAGAGAGGAGUCAGCUCGCCAUUGAGCGGGAUGCCGCCUUGCUCGAGCGCGAUGGCCUCGUGGCGGAGCGGGACUCGCUCGAGGCCAGCGUGCAGCAACCGGAGAGUGGAGGCGAGGCUCUCUCGAGUGUCGAGGCCAUGCAAGCUGCAGAUGGGAGUGGCGACGGAGGCGCGGCGGCGGUUUCGGGUGCGUCGGGCGAGCCGGCGGUGGUGCGGCUGAGCUUGCGCGGCGAGCCUGUGGUUUCCUACGUGCUGACCAUCGAUGCCAUCGUCGACUCGCCCCGCACGACGCUGCAAUAUGUGUGGCGCCGUGCCGGCGAGCAGCGGCGACUCGAGGGGCCCUCCUACCUCGUCACCGCCCCUGAUAUUGGGUGUGAGAUCUCUGUGCUCGUCACGCCCGUCGGCUCCAACGGUCCGCUCCCCUCGCCUAAAUCUCACCUCUCGCGUGGCAUGGAUAAGCAAAGACACGGUUGCCUUGUAGGGGCGCUCGGUGCGCCACAGCAGGCAGCGACAGCCGGUGCGGUGUGCGUGGCGCCCGAGGUGCCCCACACCCUGCGCGAGUGGGUGCAGCGGGGCGAGCGGCGGUUUGAUGGCCUCUUCGACGCGACCGACCGCGAGCGGUCGCUCUUGCUCACGGGGGACAAGAUCAAGGUGCGGGAGAACCGCAACAAGGUGGAGAAGACAGUCAUGAAGGAGUCGCACGCACUCGCAAGGCUCGAGUACGGCACCGACGAACUCACGUUUAUGCUCGUGCUGCCGUCGGUCAAGCGCGCCAGCCCGCUGACGCUGCGCGCUAAGUCGGCCUUCCAACGCGACCUCAUCUACCUGGCGCUCAAGGCGUUCUCCUCGCCGGACAGCAUCGCCGCGCUUCCGACCGCCGCGACGAGCCUGAAGCCAGCCACCGCUCUCGAGCUGAACACCCCCGAGCCAUCAGGCGGCUGCUGA
Messenger RNA from Emiliania huxleyi CCMP1516, 1854 nucleotides. RefSeq lists its product as hypothetical. The coding region runs from base 1 to 1854 and encodes 617 amino acids. NCBI's taxonomy places the organism in Eukaryota, Haptophyta, Isochrysidales, Noelaerhabdaceae. The record is from RefSeq and is a predicted model, not a curated record. The transcript has 6 exons.